ACAACAUUUAUUGAGGUUAUGGAAAAAGUUCCGUAACACGUUUAAAAUUAACUAGAUAUUAAUCAGAAAGUGAAUUGCUGUAAUGGAAUGUGUCGAUUUUAGCGAAUUUCAGGAAACCUUGAAGGCUAUGAGGAAACCACACGAUUUAAUAAUUAACACAAUAAAUAGUACAGUUCCAACAGAUUCUUUUCACAUAGACCCAGUUGAAGCAUGUAAAAACUUACAUGAGAGUCUUGAAAAAGGUAAUAUCCAAAGGGAAGAUUAUAUUAAAAAAUGUAUUGCAAUCACUACUGAACGAGUUAAAAGACUUAGAGAACAAAGAGAACAAAAUUCUGAUGAUAUUCAAAUAUCCAAACAGUUGAGAGCCGAUCAGACUACAUUGAGAGUAUUACAAGUCGAACUUACUGUUGAAGAUUUAAUUAGGCAAAGAACUGCCAAAGUAUUCAAUGAACGAUGUAGAAAAUUUUACAAACCUUUAUGAUUGUUAUUUAUAAUACUUAAAGAAGUCUCAAAUGUAGUGUUCAUAUAUUAGAAUUUAUACUAUACAAAAUUAUUGCCUUUAUUUAUUAAAGUGUUAAAGUAAAUCAUCUGGGAACUUGAAUAAUUAUCUUAUAAUCUUCAAUUUCAUUUUUAUAGUCUGUUAUUAUGAUUGAGAGAGUAAUAAAAUGAUGAAGAAUGUAAUCCAUGGGUGUAUCAGUUGUUUUACUAGACAGAUUUUUCAAUAUUUUUGUAUGAAAUAACAUUUGUAUAAACAUGAUGAAUAUAUGGGGUAUUCAAUUA
Messenger RNA from Diorhabda carinulata, 780 nucleotides. It is a transcript of the gene Ccdc58, whose product is annotated as protein MIX23. NCBI's taxonomy places the organism in Eukaryota, Metazoa, Arthropoda, Insecta, Coleoptera, Chrysomelidae. The record is from RefSeq and is a predicted model, not a curated record. Bases 83 to 481 code for a protein of 132 amino acids. Gene Ontology annotation, cellular component: mitochondrial intermembrane space; mitochondrion. The transcript has 3 exons.